AUGUCUUGUCCGAUCAAUGUCGAGGAAGCACAGGGAAGUCGAGCCAUCAGCGUGGCCGACUCUGCUCCAGGCGAUGCGACCCUGGCGGUCACUGAGAUCAAUGUGACGGGGAAGCGCGGCAUCCCGGUGUUUGUGGCGCCACUGCACAGCCAGAGAGAAAGUGAUGGCCGAGGCCGCCGCGCCACUGCGGAGGAGAUGAUGGGCAUGGGGUUUCAAGGCUUCCUCCUCCUGGAGGCGAGGGACGAUGACGAUCUGGUUGCGCAGCGCAAGAAGUGGUUCAAGGAGAUGCGCGGGUGGCUGAUGGUGCUGGCCACCGUCGCAGCAUCCGUGACCUACCAGGCCGGCCUGAACCCGCCCGGCGGGUUCUGGCAGGACGACAAAGAGCACCAGAUCGCUGGCAACCCGGUGCUCCGGGACAAGCACUGGUCAAGGUACAUGAUCUUCUACUACUCGAACGCCACGGCGUUCGUGACGUCGCUCGUGAUCAUGGUGCUGCUGAUGAGCGAGCGGUUCUACCACACGGAGGCCAAGGUGGUGGCGCUCAUGCUCACCACCUUCAUCGACCUCAUCAGCCUCAUCGGCGCCUACAUCGCCGGCACCACGCGCUUCUUCUCCUCCUGCAUCUACAUCAUCGUCAUCGCCUGCGUUGCCUUUGCCGGGGUCAUCUACAUCGGAGAGGUAAUGGAAGAAAUAUGCAAAUUCUUCAUGAGAAAGAUGCCUUGCAUGCUCCGACUGCUGCAGAGCAGGUGGUUCCCGGUGCCGGCUGAGGUGGUGAGGAGUCUGCCGCAGCCCGAGGAGCGCAUUAGCCAGACGAGAACAAUGGCGAGGAACAAUCAACGCGGUGGCUCCUGCGCCUGCUGUGCGCCGCGCGCGGAGGGCUGA
Messenger RNA from Miscanthus lutarioriparius, 882 nucleotides. The record is from the annotation of a GenBank genome assembly. Lineage: Eukaryota; Viridiplantae; Streptophyta; Magnoliopsida; Poales; Poaceae.